Molecule: messenger RNA, 2595 nt
Organism: Effrenium voratum
Lineage: Eukaryota; Dinophyceae; Suessiales; Symbiodiniaceae
Source: the annotation of a GenBank genome assembly
AUGGGUUGCUGCCAAGGAGGAAAUGUUUCACAAACCCCGCUGGAGGUGAAAACCGUGCCGGCAAGACCUCCUGGAGCAAGUGGUCCCUUUCUCCGGAUGUUGAGCAUCAACGAUGUGUACACCUUGGAAAACUAUGCUCGCUUCGCAACAGCGGUGAAAGAAUGCAAGGCAGCCAGCAAAACCUUGGGAUGCGUGGUGACCUCACAUUUGAACGGCGACUUCCUCUCCCCCUGCCUCCACACCUCGCUGGAUGGAGGGACCACCAUGAUGCAGGCCUUGAACUUUGCGCAGGUGGACUACGCAUGCCUGGGCAACCAUGAGUUUGACAUGGACAAGUCGCAGCUGGAGACGCGGUUGCCACUGUUCAAAGGUAAGCUGAUCAACACCAACGGCAUGGACGAGCAGCUGAAGAGCUUGCCGAAGUACGAUGUAGUGGAGGUGGGAGACAAGAAGGUGGUCUUUGUGGGGCUGUGCAUGACGGACAAGUCCAUCUUCGCGGCGUCCAACUGCCCCGACAUGCGGCCCUUCGUAGACUCCUGCACCAGCGCCUGGGAGCAGGCCUUCAAGGGCCAGCAGGUCGAUGUGCUGGUGCCCAUGACCCACCAGUUCAUUGAGGAGGACCGCCUCUUGGCCGAGCAGUUCGAGAUGCACGAGGCCCUCAACUCCAAGGUGCCGGUGAUCCUGGGGGGUCAUGAGCAUGACAUCUUCGAGGAGAUGGCCGCAGACACGUUGAUCUUGAAGACGGGCCAGGACGCUGCAAAGAUCGCCGUGGUAGACAUUUGGUGGGCCUCGGAUGGUGUGAAAUGUCGCCAUUCGCUGAUCCCCGCCGAGAAGUUCAAGCCGGAGGCGUCAGCAGCAGCCUGGGCCAACGGCCGGAAGAAGUUCGUGCAGACGGCCAUGGAGGCUGCGAUCACGGAAUUGCCAAAGGAUAUGUCCACCAAACAGUGCCGCUUCGAGCCGUGUGACUUGGGUGGCUUCCUACUGGAGAAGGUCAAACGGGCCUUCGUUUUCUGCGCUCGGCAGCCCAUGGCGCCGACGAAUCCGGGCGUGAGUGCGUUUGGCACAAUGGACGCUGCAAAGGGAGUGAGAGGGAUCCUCUACACCAUUUGCUUCACGCUCUUGUUCUUGUGGGCCACAGUGGGCUACUUCCUGGUGUACAUCCAAUACCUGCCCCCGGACCCGACGGACGACUACUGCGGCAUCACGGCAUUUCUAUGCCUGUGGCUCAGCGUUUUCGCCUUCAUCGACAACCCCGACGAGGAGCGCACCGGCAUCCAGCGCUGGGAAGAGUUCGUGUUCAUGUGGGUGCUCACCAGCGGUCUGGCGCAAGUGGGCUGGGAGCUUCCCUUUGUGCUGUGGAAGGUGAAGUAUCUGCAGCCCAUCGAAUCCACGGAGACGUUGAAGGUCUCGGAGCUUUGGACCUGGCCCUUCUGGAUGUACGGCUCCGGGGACACGCGGUACAUGCGCCAGCACAGCAGCUCCCAUGCCACCGAGACCAUGCUGGUCCUGUCGGGGCCUUUCGAGCUCUGGGCGGUGUGGAUGCUGAAAAAGAGGAGGAAGUACAAGACCGCCAUGAUCAUUUGCGCGCUGACCCACUGGGGCUUCUUCUGGGCCAACACCUCGGUGAUCUACAUCGCGGAGAUUUACGACAACUACGAGAACGUGGCAGACGGGUGGGUGGGGUACUGGGUGAAGUGGGCGGGCCUGAACCUGCAGUGGUCCGUGCUGAGCCCCAUCUGCACCUUCGCCUGCCUCUGGCUCCUUUGCGGCAAGGUGCGCGAGGAGGCGCUCAUGGAGGCGGCCAAGGCAGCCAAGGCCAAGAGGGCCAAGGCAGCCGAGGCAGCCGAGGCAAGAGGAGCGACAGUGACGCGGGGAAAAGCCUCGAGAAUGCAGGACCGCGACGUGGACAUCGUUCUUUUCAACGGAGGAGAUAUCCGAGGCCGCAAGGAUUACAAAGCCGGGCCUUUUACCAUGGGCGAUCUCUACAACGAACUGGCCUUUCAUGAGCCGCUGGCGGUGGUGACCAUGAAGGGCGCCCAGCUGGCGGCGGCGGUGAAGUUCUCGCGCGCGGGGACGGCGGAGAAGCCAGGGUUCCUACACACGGACCUGGACUCCGAGGCGGACAAGGAGCACAACCUCACCAAGGUGAACAAGAGGCCCUUCGAUGCGCAGAAGGAGUACAAGGUUGCAGUGCAGCGGGUGAUGCUGACGGGGAUGAACAAUAACACCCCGUUGAUGGAGUUCGGGAAGGCAAAUGGUGUGCCAAGCGAGGAGCUUUGCCGGGAUGCCAAAGAGAUGGUGCUGGUGGUGUGCAUGAAGGACAUGUGGCGCCAGGUGCUAGGCUUCGGAGUGUGGGACUCGAAGUCGGAGGGGAAUGUGAGCCCCAAGAAGCUGCGGGAAGCCCUGAUCCAGGCCUUUGAAGAGAUGGAUAAGGACAAGAGCGGUGCCCUGGACAUCAAGGAAAUCGAGCAGUUUUUGUCAAAGCGCUUGCCGAACUUCGCCUCUGGUUCUCUCGCCACACGGCUGUUCCAAGCUGCCGACCGAGAUGGUAAUGGCAAGGUGAACUUUGAGGAGUUGGCGAACUUUGUGCACUGA